This is a messenger RNA of Sorex fumeus (smoky shrew), 1370 nucleotides long. RefSeq names its product transmembrane protein with EGF like and two follistatin like domains 2 (gene TMEFF2). NCBI's taxonomy places the organism in Eukaryota, Metazoa, Chordata, Mammalia, Eulipotyphla, Soricidae. Gene Ontology annotation, molecular function: protein binding. The coding region runs from base 14 to 1138 and encodes 374 amino acids. The record is from RefSeq and is a predicted model, not a curated record. The transcript has 10 exons.
GCGCGAACUAGUCAUGGUGCUGUGGGAGUCCCCGCGGCAGUGCAGCAGCUGGACACUUUGCGAGGGCUUUUGCUGGCUGCUGCUGCUGCCGGUGAUGCUACUCAUCGUAGCCCGCCCGGUGAAGCUCGCGGCUUUCCCUACCUCCUUAAGUGACUGCCAAACCCCCACCGGCUGGAACUGCUCUGGUUAUGAUGACAGAGAGAAUGAUCUCUUCCUCUGCGAUACCAACACCUGUAAAUUUGAUGGGGAAUGUUUAAGAAUUGGAGACACUGUGACUUGCGUCUGUCAGUUCAAGUGCAACAGUGACUACGUGCCUGUAUGUGGCUCCAAUGGAGAGAGCUACCAGAAUGAGUGUUACCUACGGCAGGCUGCGUGCAAACAACAGAGUGAGAUACUUGUGAUGUCUGAAGGAUCAUGUGCCACAGAUGCAGGAUCAGGAUCUGGAGAUGGAGUUCAUGAAGGUUCAGGAGAAACAAGUCAAAAGGAGACAUCCACCUGUGAUAUUUGCCAGUUUGGUGCAGAAUGCGAUGAAGAUGCCGAGGAUGUCUGGUGUGUGUGCAACAUUGACUGCUCUCAAACCAACUUCAAUCCCCUCUGUGCUUCUGAUGGGAAAUCUUAUGAUAAUGCAUGUCAAAUCAAAGAAGCAUCAUGUCAGAAACAGGAGAAAAUUGAAGUCAUGUCUUUGGGUCGAUGCGAAGAUAACACAACUACAACUACUAAAUCUGAAGAUGGGCAUUAUGCAAGAACAGAUUAUGCAGAGAAUGCUAAUAAAUUAGAAGAAAGUGCCAGAGAACAUCACAUUCCUUGCCCAGAACAUUACAAUGGCUUCUGCAUGCAUGGGAAAUGUGAACAUUCUGUCAAUAUGCAGGAGCCAUCUUGCAGGUGUGAUGCUGGUUAUACUGGGCAACACUGUGAAAAAAAGGACUACAGUGUUCUCUACGUUGUCCCUGGUCCAGUACGGUUUCAGUACGUCUUAAUUGCAGCUGUGAUUGGAACGAUUCAGAUUGCUGUCAUCUGUGUGGUGGUCCUCUGCAUCACAAGGAAAUGCCCCAGAAGCAACAGAAUUCACAGACAGAAGCAAAAUACAGGGCACUACAGUUCAGACAACACAACAAGAGCAUCCACAAGGUUAAUCUAAAGGGAGCAUGUUGCACAGUGACCGGACUACCGAGAACGUGGACUACACAAUACAGUAUUAUAGACAAAAGAAUAAGACAAGAGAUCUACACAUGUUGCCUUGCAUUUGUGGUAAUCUACACCAAUGAAAACAUGUACUACAGCUAUAUUUGAUUAUGUAUGGAUAUAUUUGAAAUAGUAUACAUUGUCUUGAUGUUUUUCUGUAAUGUAAAUAAACUAUUUAUAUCACACAA